GAGGGGGCAGCACUUCUGACGCCAGUGAGAGAGAGAGAGAGAGAGAUGCGAGGAAUGUGGCGCUAAUGAGAAAACAGCGCUGCUGGAACGCAACGCGCGAGCAGUCAGGAAAAGCAGAAGGAAAAGAAGAGUUGGAUGAGGAGGAAGACUGAGGAAGACUGAGGAAGAUCCCCACGCAGUAAACACGCAUGGAAAGGAUUGUUGUUGAGUGUUAUUGGCAGAGCUGUGCGGGGAUUUUCUGACGCUCCCCAUGCGGAGAUUUGAGCUUGCGGAUUCGUGUCGGCUCGGCUGAACCAUGCAGAGGCUGCUGCAGCUUCUCCUGAGUCUGGCGCUCACUUCUCACACGGUGUGGAUGGCCCGGUUCUCUCAGGAGCCAGCAGAUCAAUCGGUGGUUCUGGGCCAAAGAGUGGUCCUGUCCUGCGUGGUCUUCAAUUACUCAGGCAUUGUGCAGUGGACUAAGGAUGGGCUGGCUUUAGGCAUUGGAGAAGACCUUCGAGCUUGGCCGAGAUACCGUGUGUUGCGACUGGUGGAUGUGGGGCAGUACAAUUUGGAGAUCUCAUCGGCCGAACUCUCAGAUGACUCUCUCUAUGAGUGCCAGGCUACAGAGGCUGCCCUGCGCUCCCGCAGAGCCAAACUCACCGUUCUCAUUCCCCCUGAUGAGCCGGUUAUUGACGGCUCCCCAGAGAUCCUUCUCACUGCAGGGGUUUCCUACAACUUGAGCUGCGUGACGCGUGGAGCCAAACCCCCUGCAGUUAUAGAAUGGCAAAAAGACGGGCUGCCUGUAGAGGGGGCAGUCAGUACAACGGAGGUGCUACCUGAUAGGAAGCGAGUAACCACGCGCAGCUUCCUGCCCGUUGUCCCAGUGGACACAGACACAGGAAAGAACUUCACAUGCGUGGCCACCAACCUGGCUGCGCCCUUCGGCAAACGUACCGCCGUCACCCUCAAUGUGCACCAUCCUCCUGUGGUGGUGUUAUCCAUUGAACCACGCUCUGUGCUGGAAGGAGAGAGAGUGACAUUCACCUGCCAAGCCACUGCCAACCCCCCAGUUAUGGGCUACAAAUGGGCUAAGGGCGGAGUGGUCAUCCAGGGUGCGAGAGAGAGUGUGUUUGUCACUAAAGCUGACCACUCUUUUUUCACCGAGCCUGUUUCUUGCCUAGUGUUCAACGCUGUGGGGAGCACCAACGUCAGCAUACUAGUGGAUGUCCACUUUGGUCCUAUCUUGGUGGUAGAGCCAAAGCCAGUGACAGUGGACAUCGAUUCUGAUGUCACGUUGAACUGCAAGUGGGCAGGCAACCCCCCUCUCACCCUCACAUGGACAAAGAAGGGGUCCAGCAUGGUGCUGAGUAACAAUAACCAGCUCUAUUUGAAGUCAGUGAGCCAGGCUGAUGCUGGCCAAUAUGUGUGUAAGGCCAUAGUGCCCAGGAUUGGAGUGGGAGAAACAGAGGUCACUCUCACUGUCAAUGGUCCCCCCAUUAUAUCCAGUGAGCCAGUCCAGUACGCAGUCAGAGGAGAGAGAGGCGAGGUCAAGUGUUACAUCGCCAGCACUCCUCCACCGGACAAGAUUGUGUGGGCGUGGAAGGAGAACGUGUGGGACAAAGAGAAGGGGACUCUACCAGAACGCUACACUGUGGAACAGAGUAAGCCGUCCUCUGAUGGAGGAGCAGUGCUGUCUACUCUCACCAUCAACAAUGUCAUGGAGUCUGACUUCCAAUCCACCUACAACUGCACGGCCUGGAACGCAUUCGGCCCAGGAACCAUGAUCAUCACUCUGGAAGAGACCGAAAUUGUCCCAGUUGGUAUCAUUGCAGGCAGCACUGUAGGCUGCUCUAUUCUGCUGUUGCUCUGUCUGCUGGCAUUAGUCCUGUUCCUAUAUCGUCAACGGAAAGGAAGUCGCCGUGGGGUCACUCUUGGUAAGCCAGACAUCAAGGUGGAGACAAUAAAUAAAGAAACCCACAGCUUAGAGGAAGACUCAGCCAGCGUCUCCACAGCAAGCCGCAUGGUCAAGGCUAUGUACUCGUUUUUGCCCUCUGUGACCCUUUCUCCCUCCUCUCAGCCUUUUAAAGAUGACAUUGAUAUCAAACCGGACCUGCGCAGUGACACCUUGGACACGCGUCAGGACUAUGAGAUCAAGGACCCAACAAAUGGCUAUUACAACGUGCGGGCUUCCACCCAUGACGAGGGCCGUCCUGCCUCCCGCUCCAUGCACUACUCUGACUAUCGGACCGCCACUGCACCAGGCGGCGCUGCAACUGUUAGUGGUAGCUCAGGCACUGGAGCUACAGCAGGUCCUGGAACGCCGAGCAGCUUGGCUCCUGGGUCACGAGCUGGCUGCUAUGACCCUAGACCUCCUUCCAGGCUCAGCUAUGCCCAGUUCAACACCUUCAGCAGACCAAGUCAGUCUCAGCAGCCUCCGCCCAGCUCCGGGCCUCAGACAGGCGACUUUCCAGCUGAAUGCAGUCUCCUAGACUCGACACCACAGUUACCAUACGAGAACUACAGCUACCCAUCGCACUACCCUACGUAUCGUCUUGGCUUUGCUCCUCCCAGCCUCGCUCCAUUAGAAAGCGGCGCAGCAUAUGAGAUGUACAGCGUGGGGCAAAGUGUAAGCGUCGGAGGCACUGCUGCACCCCCGGAGAGUGGACUCGGGAAGUAUGGUAGCUCCACACGUUUUUCCUACACCUCGCAGCAUUCCGACUAUUCCCACCGACACACACAGAGGAUGCAGACGCACGUGUGAAGGAGGAGCAUAAUGCCACACUGCGCUGCUCUUCCUCACUUCAGCACACACACUUGACCACAUGCUCACAAACAUACACAGGAGGAAGUUGUAAAGAAAGGGAGAAUGAGUGGUAGGAAUCAGAUCAGAAAGCACAGAAGAGAGAGUGGGAGGGAAAUUGAGAGAUGAGGGAAUUCUCUUUUCAGCUUUUUCUGCUUAUUUCCUCAGCUCGAGGAGCUGAUAGCGAAAGUCACAAUCAAGAUGAAAAAAAGUAGCAUUAAUGAAGGAUCUAAGAUCUUCAAAAUUCUGACUGUAUAGGUGUGAAUAUCUUGGAGUUAGCAUGGCCACAGACACAUCUUGAGAACUGAUGAAAGCUUCUGUGUCUGUCUGUGACAAAAACUACAUGGCAGCGGUGGUCAUGGAAGACUUUUGUAUGAAUUCUUGUUAAUGGCUUCUUCAACUCGUCUCCACACCUUUACAAGGCAAAUACAAGAAAGCAAUAUAACAGAGAUUACACCUACAGUAGACUUACAGUGGUUCAAUGAUGAGUCCUAAACAGUCUUACAGAAUUUUAUUAAUUCCUCACAAUCAACCAUGAGCAAAGCACCAAACAAAGCACAACACUAUAUGACCAUAUAUCCUUGGUUACCAAAGCAUUAGGGGUGUAACGAUACGGCACAUCAUAUUCUAUCAUUCGAUACGAGGCUCUCGAUUCGAUAUGUCAGUACUUUCAACAGGCUGCCUAGUCUUAGUUCAGUUCAGUUCAGUUUUCUGCUAAGCAUUCUGUUUUUCAUGAGCUAAUACGCUAGCAUACUAGCAUAUUAGCUCAAGGAAAGCAGCCAUGGCUACCAUCAACAGCAAGCAGGAACUGGAAAAUUCCUACAAAUCUGUAAGUCCUGUUGUUCAGGAGCACUUUGGAUUCCCAGUGACUUAAAACUCUGAUGACCAGUGACCUAAAGCUUCUGUGUCGGUUGGUAGAACUAGAUGAAAACACGCAGCAACGCACACACACACACACAUCUCUCUGCUGAUUUAGUACAGGUUACAGAAAAUCACAGCAGAGUUUGGGAGCUGCAGAUAUGAGACCCUGCUUGGUAAUGGAGAACGCAGGAUUCAAAAACAUGUUUGCGCUACAGAGAGCUGUGUGACACUGAGUGCACAACUAUCCAACAGCAGAAUUUGAAAUUUAAAAAAAAAAAAAAACUGUGCUUCAGAGAAACUAGAGCUAAUGUUUAAUUAGACAUUUAAUUUUAUUACAUCCUCAUGCACAGUUUUUGUUUUUUUAUAUGCUGCUACGAGUCUGAAUGGAUCACACAAACACUGUCAUUGUUGCAUUUCAGUUAUUGUACUUUUAUAAUGUUUUAAUCAGUGGAAAAUGGAAACCUAAGACACAUAUUCAGACAAUGCUUAUUUUCACUGUAUUGAAAAUGUAUUGCAUCGAGACACCACCGUAUCAAAAUCGUGUCAGAUUUGAAUUCUCUGUGUAGUUACACCCCUACAAAGUAUGUGUGAUCAAUUGGACACUAGGUGAUGAAAGGUCAAUACACUUACCUGCUUUACCUGUUAAUUAGUAUCUAGUCGGUAUUCUAGAUUGCUAAGCUACCUCAUGAAGUGGGCUACAAGCCUUAUCAUUUAGAACAAUUAUAGGUACAAAAAAAUAUGUGGUUCAGUUACCUUUUAUUACAAAGUUGUCUCUGGCAGAAUGCUUUCAUUCUCAUUAAUGAAGUUGCAACUCGUAUCAUUGAAUUAAAGCACUUUUGAACAUUUUUGUUGAUAUAAAAAUAGACGCAUAAGGAAGGAAAAGAGACCAGUUCAGGAAGCCAUCAGCCAUGGCCAAUGACAGCUAUUUUUCUUUCUUUCACUCGUUCUCUCCUUCUUUCUUUUACUUUUCAUGAUGGGACAAACCAUUGGGUUGGCACAUCAGUUGGUGGAGUAUAUAGUGGGAUGUGCAAAGGGGCAUCAUAGUAAACCAUAUAUUUUUUCAAAUUGUUUUUACAUGGCGAUUAGUUGAUCUUCGAGCACAUACAGUAUAGCUGCGUAUAUAUACAGUAUAUGUGUGUCUAUAUAUAUAUAUAUAUAUAUAUAUAUAUAUAUAUAUAUAUAUAUAUAUAUAUAUAAUAUGUGUCUGAGUUCCCCACUCGUUUCCAUGGUGCUUUGUAGUGGGGUCAUUGUUUGCACUGCAUUCCAGUAUUCUAGCAUAGAUUAUUACCCUUAUAAUCUACCUGUAAUCUCUCAUUUGCACACUAGGCUAGAGUGUUUUGACUAGUCCCGAAAUACAGAAUUAUUUUUUUUCUCUCAUAUUUCUGUAAAGAAUUGUGGACCAAAGGUUCAUCGUUAGAGUGUCAGUCUUUAUUUAGGUGAUAUUCACCUCAACAAACAAGGAAAUAUGCAGAUUUGUUUGUGUUUGUUGUUUCUGGACUCAACAGUAAUAACGGUGACAAAAAAGGUAUUUUGAAGGGUAUGGGACUGCAAAAGAUUAAAAAAAUUUAUGACCCAGCCUUAGGUACACAUACUGAUCUUAGAUCAGGCUGCUAUGUCAUCACCUUGUUGUAAGUCAUCAUAAUGAACCAAGUGGAGCUGAUCUUGUUGUCAGUUCUUGGAUGGAUUUCUUGACAGUUUUGGGUUCCCAGGGUCUAUCCCAGAGAACAGAAUGUUUAUACAUAUAUAUAAUUAUGUGAAGUUUAUCAAUACCUAAUACAUUGGGGACUGUUCCCACACACGAUAUCACAAAGACACACCUGCUACUUGUGCCAAACACAGACACCUAAGUUGGAGGAAGCAUUUUUUUUUUUUUUUGACCAGUAAAAGUCAGACUUGGUCUAUGGAUAUGAAACCAGACAGGUUUUGAAGGAUGUAAACAUCAUGAUCAUGUCGAUGGUGAAAAUGAAGACAAUCCGUCUCAUAAUGGUUCUCCAUCACGGAACAGUGAGGUACUGUCUACACCUGUCAUCUGAGUUUCAAUGCCUUUCAAUUGAAGGAGUCUUGUAAAUACUUUCCCAUGUGUUACUCCUAUUUCAAGUAUUAUUUUAUAUCAUUCAGUGUGAUGCACUCUUUAAAUGCAGUAUUGUUACAUUUCAACAGUGUAAGGGAAAAUUGGCAGAAGGACUAAGGUUUGGCAAUGGAUUUUAAAGAUUUUAUGACCUGAGGUAAAAAAAACAAAAAAAAAAAAAAAUAAUGAGCUUUGUUCGUUAUACUUGGCUGGAGUCUAGUGCGGUGCCAAAGAGCAUUCAACAGAACAAGAUGCUCAUCAUCAACAGAUAGCACCUUUAUACCUGCCUGUGCUGCCCAUUAGUAUGUCCUUAUGGUACAUUUGGUUACUUUGCGCAGUUGACAGAGAAAGAAGUGUCUGGGAGGUAUGACCUAACCUACGUUUGAGGACAUGACCUUCCUCCAGCUUCCUUCUCAAAGGACUGAAGCUCCAUGAGGACUAAAAGAGGGAUAUAUGAAUAUGUGUGUUGAUUUUAAAAAAAGAGUGGCCUUAGGAAAACAUGACUUUUAUAAUCCAACACUUUAUAUGCCAAUUUAAGGCUGGAGGAGAAUGAUGUGUGCGUGUGUGUGUGAGUGUGUGUGUAUCUCUUUGUGUACAAAUAUCUUUAUGUAAUCCUUUACUUCCCUAAAGUUCCUGCUCCAAUACUUUUAUUCUGCUGGUAGGACUGUAUCCUGUAUACUUGUGUCUUAGAAAGCAAAUGUUGACCUUACUGUACUGUUCUUCAUAGUUGAAGCAUUCUACAGAUGUACAACAGAAGUUAAUGAAUUUUCAUUUUUUUUAUUUCAUUAUCUUUUUUUCCCAAUAUUUUUUUAAAAAUGUUAUGUAAUUAUUUUUUCACAGUAUAUCAAAUAAAAGCACUGUUUUUAUAAGAA
Messenger RNA from Pangasianodon hypophthalmus (striped catfish), 6580 nucleotides. It is a transcript of the gene kirrel1a, whose product is annotated as kirre like nephrin family adhesion molecule 1a. Gene Ontology annotation, cellular component: cell-cell junction. The transcript has 15 exons. Gene Ontology annotation, molecular function: cell adhesion molecule binding. The record is from RefSeq and is a predicted model, not a curated record. NCBI's taxonomy places the organism in Eukaryota, Metazoa, Chordata, Actinopteri, Siluriformes, Pangasiidae. Gene Ontology annotation, biological process: cell-cell adhesion. The coding region runs from base 296 to 2740 and encodes 814 amino acids.